Messenger RNA from Ectocarpus sp. CCAP 1310/34, 1477 nucleotides. The record is from the annotation of a GenBank genome assembly. NCBI's taxonomy places the organism in Eukaryota, Phaeophyceae, Ectocarpales, Ectocarpaceae.
UGCUCAUUGGUUGCUCUAUCGUUCGAUGUGUUGUUACGCCGCUCCCACGGCUGCCUGAUGUCUGUCGCGCCCUCCUGGACUCUGUGAGCGCACAUCGUUGGAGCAGGAGGCGUCAAAUGGUCGGGGGAAAGUGGGUAGCGUUGUGCGUGGUCUGUCGUUCUCUACAGCAUUGUCAUUCGAGAGUUGCAGCACCGGGCCGUGCAGCAACAACGAAGCAAGCGUUAGCGUUCACGUCGCUGCAAUCCCAGCGGGGCCGCCGGAUAGGAGGCAAGACACCCAGUACCAAAAACUCGGUGCUGCGGCCGCCAGCAGAUGCGAGACAAAUGAAAGGAAACCAAAGCGCAGUGUUGGCGACAAGAAUAAGAGCUGGACGAGGCACGUUUAGCAGCAGUGCCCUCGAAGGACGAAGGAGAGGAGGAGGAGGAGGAGGAGGAGGAGGGAGGGGUCGCGGCGGAGGGCGACGCUCACCAGACUAUGGACCGGCCCGGGCAGGACAGCGGAGGAGUAACGUUCCCCCGGGAACUCCGGUGGAAGUGGUCCAAAAGCAGCACCAACGCACCGGGAAGCUUACCCCGGGAACUGUCAGCAGGCUCUUGACGAAUUCGGGCUUCCACCCCCGUGGAAUCAAGGUGAUGCUUGCGGGGGGUGUGAUCGGCCGCGUGCAGAACGUCCCAGGUGUCGACGAAGCAACACCAACUAGUACGUCGACCGACAUGCCCGUAGUUGACAGCGCGCGUGGCUACAGCAGCAGCAGCAGCAGCAGCAGCAGCAGCAGCAGCAGCAGCAGAAGCAACGGCGGCGGCAGUGGCGAAGGUGCUGGUGCCGUCAUUGGCCCUCUUGUCGUUGCGUCCACAACAAUCGGCACCACCAGCCGGCGGAGGGCAUCACCCGUUGAGAGAAAGGGGAACGGUUCCCCGGUCGCCGCCCCGGUCGCAGCUGCCCCGCCCCCACGCCCACGUUCGAUCAGGAAAUUCCGCGCAGAGAGGGUCCAGGGAAGGUCAUGGAGCCUCGAGGGCGGGGAGGUUGUGGCGCGGCGGGGGUUGGACGGCGAGGAGAUCACCGGGAAAGCAGCAGGCGGCGCGAGUGAUUGGGGUGGCAGGAGAGGGAGAGGAGGAAGAAGAGGGCGCGGAGGCAGACGCUGAUAUUUGUCGCUUGCACCGUCUUGUUUUAGGUAGCCCCUCUUUCUCCAGUGGUGUUGUGUAUUCCUCUUCGCGGAAUGGUCUCAAGGAUCGUUCGCUAGUUGGUAGGGCGAAGACGGUGGUGCUGCUGGAUUCCUCUUAUGAUAUGAAUCAAAAUGCGCCGUCAGUAGUAGCGGAGAUGGAUAAUAGCAUGGUGAUUUUGCAAAUAGGCGCUUCAAAUUUGCCAAAAGUGACGUGUCUCAUUGAAAGGAAAGGGUUGGAAUAUAUUUUUCUAGUGGGUGACACGAAAAACUGUCGGCCCUGUGCGAAGGGGGCGACCCUUCUUGGUACAUGCUGCU